AGCAAGGAACACAAAUUCGAAUUGUCGGUCUUCAACUCUGGGUCACGAUGAUAUGCUCAUAGUAAGCCAUCAAUCUGUGAACUCAGUAGCAGUGCUUGACGUGAAGCUUCUUUUUCGUCGCGAGAAGCAAGCGUGAUUGCGCAUGCGACAGAUCCAAAUUUAAAUUUAAAGAUCUCGGCUCCCUCCCCUUUCUGUACGCUCUUGACGAAAUCGAUCCGUGAUGAAACAGUAAACGAAUUUAAAGAUCCGCAUCCUCAGCCUUGACGUGAUGAACAAACUGCGAAUUCCUUACCUACUUUACCUGAAGUUGGUGAUGAACAAAAGCUUUGGAGACCUUCUGACAAAACACACGUUCUCCGAAUGAUCUAAAGAGGCCUAGAAGGUUCAUCCCACAACGAGCGAAACGGCGAAAUUUAGACACAGAUCAGAAAACUAAAUCGCGUUUCAAAGAAGAAUGGAUCUACUUCGGAGUUGAAAUUUAGAUGCUGAAGUUGUCGAGAUCCUGCUUUAAUUUUCUUCUGCAAGAACUCCCUUCAUAAUGAGUGCUUUUUUCGUCAUCGACCCACAUCCUUUCUCUACUCCCAGGGACACUAGUUUAGAGCAGCUAGUCACCUACCCACACACCUAAGAACAACAUGGCGGCGAUUCCGGUUAGUGAGCUGUCCCAGGCUCAGAAGGAUGAGCUGAUCUGCACCUACUCGGCGUUGAUCCUCCACGACUCCGAGGCUGACAUCACCGCGGACGCCAUGACCUCGGUCAUCAAGGCCGCCGGUCUGUCCGUCGAGUCCUACUGGCCGAAGCUCUACUCCAGCAUGGUCGCUGGAAAGGUACUUACUAUACAAGAUUGGUUCUGAUUUCUUUAGGUUUGUUCUGCGAAGAAGCUUUAUUUUCAGGACGCGAUUCAUUUUGCUUGCAUAUUUGUGCCUUCCGCGAGUUCUCAUUUUCAGUCUCAGUCUCGCCUCGUUUUGAAUUUUUCGCGCACUACGACGACAUCAUGAACUUGACCUACAUCGAUUCUGUGUGAAAAAAAAACAGGACUUGGGCGACAUGUUGAAGCUCGGAGGCGGCGGCGGUGGCGGCGGUGCUGCCCCGGCCGGCGGUGCUGGUGGCGAUGCCCCGGCCGCGGAGGCCAAGAAGGAAGAAGUUGUUGAGGAGGAGGAAGAGGAGAUGGAGUUCGAUCUGUUCGAUUAAACAUCUAAAUCUUCGAAAUCUGACUCAAAUAUAACGUCAAUUCGGGUUUUCAUAUGUGAACAGUCAAAAGCGGAAGUAGAACUCAUCGUUGAAGAUCAUUGAGGGAGUUGCUGCUUGUCUGAUAAGUACUUCUGCCUCCGGACACUGGGACUAAACCAGAUUGAGAACAUGAGUUUUAGGUGGUGUGGCUCUAGCUAAGUUCUGAAUAGAAGAGGUUGAGGUCGUGUCGACGCAGCCGGGAUACUUGCUGCUUGUCGGAAAGUGCGCAAUUGAUUUCGAUUUAGUUUGUGUUCGCGUGAUCAUGUUGCCCAUCAUGCAAUGUGGAUGGUCUCUGUCGGUGUGUAACGCUGCUUUGCGAUUAUGCAAGGAGUGACUGAGUCUGCGUUCCGUCUCUAAGAAUUGAACAAUCUUGAUCAACGCUUCGAAGAAAUAAAGGUCUUGCGGAUCGCGAAAACGAGAACAUCUUGGAGCUGAAGAUGCUCAUUUGGUGUGGCUGCUCGGAAGAAUCUAAAUUUCGAUCGCAAUGAUCCGGCCGUGAACGCGAUUUGGAGAAAUGUGUGUUUGGGUGCGAUCUAGACGAACUACGAAAGAAAUGCAACUGCAAGAUCCCGCGGCCUACACGUACGAUCGAGAAGAUUCUGCUCAUCUAAAUCUCUUACUCGAAACCUCCAAUCGCAAUAUGUUUCACUCACUUCUCAGGGACCUAUAGUUGUGAAGAACUCUCCUAGGAUAAGGAGCGUUUCUCUGGACGUGUUCAUACCUAGAGAAAUCAACCUUUCCACUCUCCAAACAUGGCCACCGUUCCCGUCGCUGACCUGAGCCCGGAGCAGAAGGGCGAGCUGCUGUGCACCUACGCUGCGUUGAUCCUGCACGACGACGGUGCCGAUAUUACCGCUGACGCCAUCAACAGCUUGAUCAAGGCUGCGGGUUGCUCCGUCGAGGGCUUCUGGCCGGCGCUCUUCUCCAAGAUGUGCCAGGGACAGGUAUUUCUAUUGCUGUGAUUUGGAUUUUUGUUGAAGCAGUGAGGAUAAAUCGUGUUUAGAGUUGGUUGCCGUACUAUGCGUCUGUACGACCGCCCGAUAUUGUGUUAUGGUAUCUAAAUUUUCAAAAUUCUCAAAAAAACAGGAUGUCGGCGCUAUCCUGAAGGCCGGUGGAGGUGGUGGUGGCGGCGUUGCCGCGGCUGGUGGCGCUGCCGCCGGCGGUGCCGCGGGCGGUGACGCCGGCGAAGAGAAGAAGGACGAUGCUCCGCCGGAGGAAGAAGAAGAGGAGAUGGAAUUCGACUUGUUCGAUUAAGCGAUCAUUUAGAAGAAAUGUCUGAAAAGCUUUCUUGAUCGGCCAGAGCUUGAGAGUGAUCUCAACCAGAAGGAGGAUAAGGAAUUUCAUCACUUCGACCACUUCUCAGAGAUAUUGACUUCGAGCUGACAACAACUGCUGCUACACAGAAGAAGUUAGGAAGUGCGCAUAUUGCUCCCCUUGGGGAAACUUCACAAUUACUGGAAACGAGCGGAGUAGUUC
Molecule: messenger RNA, 2706 nt
Organism: Amoebophrya sp. A120
Lineage: Eukaryota; Dinophyceae; Syndiniales; Amoebophryaceae
Source: the annotation of a GenBank genome assembly